Messenger RNA from Neohortaea acidophila, 384 nucleotides. RefSeq lists its product as uncharacterized. NCBI's taxonomy places the organism in Eukaryota, Fungi, Ascomycota, Dothideomycetes, Mycosphaerellales, Teratosphaeriaceae. Bases 1 to 384 code for a protein of 127 amino acids. The transcript has 2 exons. The record is from RefSeq and is a predicted model, not a curated record.
AUGGCCGACGAGACGCACCUCGACUACACGCCCAACGCAGACAAGCCCGAAUGUAUCCCCGCAACCCUAAUAUCCCAGCUCAGCCUCGAAGGCGAAUGCAAGUGGCCCCUCACCACCAUCCUCGACGCCAACGGCAACGAGUGCACCACUCUCGACCUCUCGCGACUCCCGCGGCCCAAGCGCAAGGCGCAGCCGAAUAGCAUCGGGUAUGUAGAUGGGGAGGGCGUGCGGCGGGAGAAGUACAUUCCGCAGGGCCAGAUGGCGUUGGCGUGGGAGCAUUUGGAGAAUGAGCGGUGGGAGGCGUUGGGCGCGUUUGAGGAUUAUACUGAUCAGGGGUACUCCGAGAGUGAUUAUAAGCCGAAUAGACAGGAUGGGCGUCUCUGA